This is a messenger RNA of Pichia kudriavzevii, 852 nucleotides long. RefSeq lists its product as uncharacterized. Bases 1 to 852 code for a protein of 283 amino acids. The transcript is spliced from 2 exons. The record is from RefSeq and is a predicted model, not a curated record. Gene Ontology annotation, molecular function: proton-transporting ATPase activity, rotational mechanism. NCBI's taxonomy places the organism in Eukaryota, Fungi, Ascomycota, Pichiomycetes, Pichiales, Pichiaceae. Gene Ontology annotation, biological process: vacuolar acidification. Gene Ontology annotation, cellular component: vacuolar proton-transporting V-type ATPase complex; fungal-type vacuole membrane.
AUGUCAGGAGCAGCAAACAGAGAACAGGUGUUUCCAACGCGUAUGACGUUGGGUGUCAUGAAGACGAAACUAAAGGGAGCCCAAACGGGACAUUCUUUACUAAAAAGAAAAUCCGAAGCUUUGACCAAGAGAUUUAGAGAUAUAACAAAAAGAAUUGAUGAUGCAAAGAGAAAGAUGGGUCGUGUGAUGCAAACCGCAGCAUUUUCUCUAGCUGAAGUUUCAUAUGCUACUGGAGGUAACAUAGGAUUCCAAGUACAAGAAAGUAUUAGUAAUAAUGCGAGGUUUAAAGUGAAGGCUAAGCAGGAAAACGUUUCUGGUGUUUAUUUACCGCAAUUUGAAGCCGAUAUAAAUGAAAACAUCAACGAUUUCAAAAUGACUGGUUUGGGCAGAGGUGGACAACAAGUUCAAAGAGCAAGAGAAGUUUAUAGUAAAGCAGUUGAAACUUUAGUUGAUUUAGCAUCGUUACAAACGGCGUUCGUUAUAUUAGAUGAUGUGAUCAAAGUCACAAAUAGAAGAGUCAAUGCCAUUGAACAUGUUAUUAUCCCAAGGACGGAAAAUACGAUUUCCUACAUUAAUUCAGAACUAGAUGAGUUAGAUAGAGAGGAGUUCUAUAGAUUGAAAAAAGUCCAAGAAAAGAAACAAAUAGCAGUAGCAGCUGCCGAUGCCGAGGUUGCCGCAAAGAAGGCAGCCCUUCAAGCAAAAGAACUUGCAGAAAAAGAGGACGAUACAGAGAAGCUUGUUGUUAAAGAUGAAACUAUCAAGAAUGAGCAGGAAGCUUUAGAGAAUGGUGACAAAGAAGGCACAAGUGCAAACACAUUGGUCACGGAAAAUGAAGAAGAUGUUAUUUUCUGA